Molecule: messenger RNA, 512 nt
Organism: Parasteatoda tepidariorum (common house spider)
Lineage: Eukaryota; Metazoa; Arthropoda; Arachnida; Araneae; Theridiidae
Source: RefSeq, a predicted model, not a curated record
UUAAAUUCUAAAUAUUUUAAAUACUUUAUUUCUGCAGGUAAAAGUAAAUUUUUCAACUUGAAAUUAAAAAUAAACCGGAAUGUUUGUAAGAAAUUACUGAAUGAAUAAAUUCUGAAGAAAGAAAACAUCUCCAAAUUACACUACCAAAGUUACCUAUUAUGGCUGAAACUAAUCCGGAGUUACCAAGCUUUCGCGAAGACCCAGAUGCAGUUUGGAAACGAACUCUUCAAAACGAAAUAAAAGCUGCGAAUAAUUGGGAAGAGGAAUGGAGUUUCCUUAUUGAAGAAUACAAACAAUUACAGAAUGAAACAGCAAAAACUUAUGUUUUUCCUGUUAAAGAAGAAGAACGGAAAAGCUCAGUGGAUUAUCCAAAAUACCCGAAAACAACUGCUAAAGAGAUUGGAUGGUUAGCUAGUAAUCCUAUAUAUUCAUUAGAAAAGUUUGGACGCUAUGCUAAACCAAUUGGAACAAUAUACAAAAGAUUCGGUUGGCCUAUUGAAGGUUGUCCAUGA